AUGGCUCGGCCUAUGUGGAUCUUGCAAUUAGCCAGGCUGAAGAUACCGUUGUGCCUGGCCAUUGCCCUUUUCUCCAUCAGGGCGGAAGGCAGCGUCAAAUUCGUAGCCGGUGAGAGCCGGUUCAACCGGAAGUACUUUGAAAACUUUACGUUCACUAUUCGCAAUGAUAAAAUCUUUCUGGACAUGUACCUGCGAAAGCCUCUGGUUAGGGGCUGGAGAGCCAGACUGGACUUCAGGACUCGCGUGGGCAACUCGAAAAGUUUCCAGAGUCUCUUUUCCACCAGCAUCGACGUGUGCAACAUCGUGAACGCCGCCAAGAUCAACCUGUUCAAGAAGUGGUACAAGAAUCUUCUCAAGUACGGGAACUUCCUCCGCCAGUGUCCUCUGAAUGCGAGCCACUACUACCUGAGGGACUGGCAGUUCGGGGAGGGCUUGGUGCCUCCGUUCAUAACCAGUGGAUCGUACCGAUUGGAGACGUAUAACUUUUUUGGAAAGUACAAGGGCAAAGACGAGGACUUCAUAAUGAGUUGUACGGCCGAUGCUAUCAUAUAUAUCUGA
This is a messenger RNA of Drosophila mauritiana, 558 nucleotides long. RefSeq lists its product as uncharacterized. The record is from RefSeq and is a predicted model, not a curated record. The transcript has 2 exons. Bases 1 to 558 code for a protein of 185 amino acids. Lineage: Eukaryota; Metazoa; Arthropoda; Insecta; Diptera; Drosophilidae.